Heterotrigona itama is the source of this 1311-nucleotide messenger RNA. NCBI's taxonomy places the organism in Eukaryota, Metazoa, Arthropoda, Insecta, Hymenoptera, Apidae. The record is from the annotation of a GenBank genome assembly.
AUGAACGUCCGACGACUGCCCGGUUUCAUGUACCACUACAAGGUGGUCACGCUGCUCCUCUUCACGACCAUGCUCCUCGUCAUCUAUCUGCUCCUUCACUGGGGUAUUAUGUGCACGAACCUCGAAGCCUGGCGGCACGUAUCCAACGUGCACGCACAAAAAAGGGGCUGCGAUAGGAAUUCUCUGCGACCCGCUAUGCGCAGAGAGAGGGAUUCACUCGCUCGCGUGCGAAACUCUUCACGCUGGCAAAGAAGCGGUGUUCUCGGCCCACUGGGAGACAACGCGACUUGUAUUCAAGGCCUCGAGCGAUCGAUGCGAUCUCUGAAAGAAUCAAUUGGAGAAAGAGAAGCGCAUCUGAAAGGGCAAACUCAUUGCGAUGAUUGUGAUUUCAGAACGAAGACCCCGGUGGAGCAGUUCGAGUCGUUGUUCUGGACGGACGCGUCCGGCACAAAGCACUUCCCGUCCGAGACAGACUUCAACACCAUGAUCAAAGAUCUGGUCGUUAGCAAGCUGAACGUGACGCUGUCGCAGCAUCAAUUAGAGAGGCUCGCGCGACUUCGUACGCAUCGUGUCGAGACCGAGCCCAGAAGGCGACAGCUCGAGAUGGAAAAUCUCUGGCCGCUGCUGCAGGAGAACGAGUACCUGAUGAGCAUACUGUACGAGGACAGAGACAUUUUUCCACAGUUGAUUGGCACAUGCGGCACCUUCUACGCGGUCGAGUACGUACGGCCUAUAGAAACACCCACGACAAUCCUCGCGCUGUCCGAUUCGAAGCCGGAAUGGGCGAAACGAUUGAAGCUGGCCGUGAUGAUUCUCGACCUGUUGGAAGAACUGGACACCAACUUCCCCGAACCGAUCCAUCUGUGCGACGUGAAGAUAAACCAUUUCGGUUUGCCUCUCGGCGGCCAGAAGCUCAAGUUCCUCGACCUGGACGCGGUGUUUCCUAAAACGAUUAUCAGCCGUAUCACCUCGGACAGCAAGAGAUGCGAAAAGCACGAGGACUGCGACUACUUCGACUGCAGGUCCUUCUGCUCGAAGAACAAACGAUGCGAGUCGCCGGUCGCCAACAAUAACUUGCAAAUUGUAUGCGAGAAAAUAUUUCUCGGCUGGACUCUCUCAGGGACUAUUAUAAUUCCUGGAUUACUCAUGUCGGAGCACACCACCAGCACACUGGCCGUAUUAUUACGACAAUGCGCGAAUCCAGCCGGUGACAUCGAACAUUUACCACGUGCUGCGGUACCGGAUAAUUUGAAAACACGACUGUACAACAUGCUGCACGAAAUGGAACAAGAAGUUGCUGCUUCCGUAUAG